Molecule: messenger RNA, 2499 nt
Organism: Piliocolobus tephrosceles (Ugandan red Colobus)
Lineage: Eukaryota; Metazoa; Chordata; Mammalia; Primates; Cercopithecidae
Gene: PRICKLE4
Product: prickle planar cell polarity protein 4
Exons: 10
Coding region: 154-1383 (409 amino acids)
Molecular function (GO): zinc ion binding
Source: RefSeq, a predicted model, not a curated record
UGCAAGUCCCCUCCUGGGGCCCCAGAUGCUCCCUCCUUUCUUGCUGCCUGGAGCAGGGGCAGUGCUGUUAGUGGCUACUCCUGGUGUGAACAGCUCAUCCUGGCCACCUUCCACAGGAAACCUGACCUGAGGGACAGAAGAGGAAGGAAGCAGAUGGAGUCUCACUCUGCCGCCCAGGCUGGAGUGCACUGCACUGCAACCUCUGCCUCCCAGCCUUUGCCACUAAUGUCAGUGCAAAACUCUGGCUGGCCCCACCAAGAGGACAGCCCCAAGCCCCAGGAUCCAGGUCCACCAGCCAACUCAGACAGUGACUCAGGCCACCUGCCAGGGGAGGACCCUGAGGACACCUCUGCUCAGGAUCCUUCAGUUCUGAGCUUGGGUUCCCUUUGCCUGGACACCAACCAAGCCCCCGACUGGACUGGGCUUCGGACCCUCCUGCAGCAACUCCCUCCGCAGGACACUGAUGAGCACUACUGCCUGGCCCUUGGGGAGGAGGAGCGGGCCGAGCUGCGGCUCUUCUGUGCCAGGCGGAAGCAGGAGGCCCUGGGACAGGGGGUAGCCCGCCUGGUACUUCCCAAGCUUGAAGGACACACCUGUGAGAAGUGUAGGGAGCUGCUGAAGCCAGGAGAGUACGGAGUGUUUGCAGCCCGGGCAGGGGAACAGCGUUGCUGGCACCAGUCUUGCUUUGCCUGCCAGGCCUGUGGCCAGGCCCUGAUAAACCUCAUCUACUUCUACCAUGAUGGACAACUUUACUGCGGCCGCCAUCAUGCAGAGUUGCUGCGCCCGCGCUGCCCGGCUUGUGACCAGCUGAUCUUCUCCCAGCGCUGCACUGAGGCGGAGGGACAGCGCUGGCAUGAGAACCACUUCUGUUGCCAGGACUGCGCCGGGCCUCUGGGCGGGGGACGUUAUGCCCUGCCUGGGGGAAGCCCCUGCUGCCCCAGCUGCUUCGAGAACCGCUACUCGGAUGCAGGCUCGAGCUGGGCCGGGGCACAGGAAGGGCAUGCAUUCCUUGGGGAGACUGGACCCGACCGAACUAGAGGAAGGGACCAAACCUCGGUGAACUCUGCGACCCUCUCCCGAACACUCCUUCUCGCUGCUGCCGGCGGUUCCAGCCUGCAAACUCAGACGUGGCUGCCUGGAUCCAGUCCCCAGCAGGAGAACCGACCUGGGGACAAAGCGGAGGCACCCAAAGGGCAGGAGCAGUGCCGCUUGGAGACUCUUAGUGAUCCCAAGGACACCCCUUUCUCCACCUGCUCCUCCUCCUCUGACUCGGAACCUGAAGGCUUUUUCUUAGGCGAGCGCCUUCCCCUGUCCUGGAAAAUCCCCGGAAGCCUCCAAGCAGAGGACAGCAACGCCUCUAAGAAGCACUGCACCAUGUGCUAGUGGCGCAGCUCAGAGAGGGGGUGUGAGUGGGAGGAAAGGGGUCUGUAAAGCGGGAGAACAAAGCUAGCCUCCCCUAACAAUCCUAGACUGAGACGCAGUCAGGCGCACGCCCGCGAGAGGCGGCGAGGUGACAAGUUUGGAGUGCGUCCCCUUCAGCACAUCGCGUUAGGACUUUUGGUGGAGACUUUCUUGGCAAAACCCACUCCCCAAAGCUACGCUUCCCCUGCUGAGAUAGCCCCUACCCCCACCUCCACAGGCUGGGACAGCCCAGUCCCCACCAUCUUCCUCCCCAGCCAAUUAGGUCACAGCACGCGUGACGGUUACCGGCUGGACAGCCGGAGGUGGGACCGGGAGCAGGGGACCUUAGAGCCGGGCCGCGCUCCUCCCCUCCUAGAGCUCGUGGACGCGCAGCAGGGGGCCGUCCCGCUUCCGGAUGUCGGACUAAGCGAACAGCGCUCCACUGCCGGCUGCUAGUAGCCGGAAGUGCCAAACCGGAGGUGCGUCAUUCACUCGCGACGCCGAUACGGUUCCUCCACCGAGGCGCAUGCGAAGGUGCCUACUAUGGCUUCCAGCGGGGUCCCGGAGAACGCUGCUGGCUCGGCUAAUGAAACUCCCGAAAUACCAGACAACGUGGGAGAUUGGCUUCGGGGCGUCUACCGCUUUGCCACAGAUAGGAAUGACUUCCGGAGGAACUUGAUACUAAAUUUGGGACUCUUUGCUGCGGGAGUUUGGCUGGCCAGGAACUUGAGUGACAUUGACCUCAUGGCACCUCAGCCAGGGGUGUAGCCAAGUAGACAAUGGAAUCCUGUGCUGAACCCGAAUCUUCCAAAAAACAGCCUACGAUCUGUGACCACCACAAGAUGUGCCCUGAUGGCAGCUGAAGUUUGAUUCAGAUGGGCACUUUUCUUCCCUCUCCCUGCCUAGUUUCCUUUUGUUCCUUGAGUCCACGCAGAAUUCCAUUCUCUGGUCAGCAGACAGGCUUAAGCUGAAGUAUGGCCUCUGUUCUAUAAAGUUCUGUACAUAGUUCCCGAGCUUCUGCAGGGGGUGAUCUUUGCUCGUCCUGAGAAAUAACAGUGCUGUUUUAACAAACAUUUGAAAUAAAUACCGCACACAAAA